This is a messenger RNA of Cricetulus griseus (Chinese hamster), 1783 nucleotides long. The record is from RefSeq and is a predicted model, not a curated record. Lineage: Eukaryota; Metazoa; Chordata; Mammalia; Rodentia; Cricetidae.
UUUUUUCCCUUUGCCGGAGUCGAGCGGGUGCUGCUAGCGGAGGCGCCAUAUUGGAAGGGACAAAACUCCGGCGACAAGGAGUGACACAAAUAAACCCCUGGACCCGUUCGUCCCCGCAGCAGUCAGGGCCGCGAUGUUGUACCUAGAGGACUAUUUGGAAAAUGCAAUGGAUCAACUAGAACAAAGAGUCAGUGAAUUCUUUAUGAAUGCAAAGAAGAACAAACCUGAGUGGCGAGAAGAGCAGAUGGCAUCCAUCAAAAAAGACUACUAUAAGGCUUUGGAAGAUGCGGAUGAGAAAGUACAGUUGGCAAACCAAAUAUAUGAUUUGGUAGAUCGGCACUUGAGAAAACUGGAUCAGGAACUGGCUAAGUUUAAAAUGGAGCUGGAAGCUGAUAAUGCUGGGAUUACAGAAAUAUUAGAGAGGCGAUCUUUGGAAUUAGAUACUCCUUCUCAGCCAGUGAACAAUCACCACGCUCAUUCACACACUCCUGUGGAAAAAAGGAAAUAUAAUCCAACUUCUCACCAUACAGCAACAGAUCACAUCCCCGAAAAGAAGUUCAAAUCUGAAGCUCUCCUGUCCACCCUCACGUCUGAUGCUUCUAAGGAGAGCACACUGGGUUGCCGAAAUAAUAAUUCCACAGCUUCCUCCAACAAUGCUUACAAUGUGAAUUCAUCCCAACCCCUGGCAUCCUAUAACAUUGGUUCAUUAUCUUCAGGGACUGGUGCAGGGGCAAUCACCAUGGCAGCAGCUCAAGCAGUGCAAGCAACAGCACAGAUGAAAGAAGGACGAAGAACAUCAAGUUUAAAAGCCAGUUAUGAAGUGUUUAAGAAUAAUGACUUUCAGCUGGGAAAGGAAUUUUCAAUGCCCAGAGAAACAGCUGGCUAUUCCUCCUCAUCGGCACUCAUGACAACCUUAACCCAGAAUGCCAGUUCCUCAGCAGCUGACUCGAGAAGUGGCAGGAAGAGCAAAAACAACACCAAGUCUUCAAGCCAGCAGUCAUCUUCCUCCUCUUCCUCUUCUUCCUUAUCUUUAUGUUCGUCAUCUUCAACUGUAGUACAAGAAGUCUCCCAGCAAGCAACAGUAGUGCCCGAAUCUGAUUCCAACAGUCAAGUUGACUGGACCUAUGACCCAAAUGAACCUCGGUACUGCAUCUGCAAUCAGGUAUCCUAUGGUGAGAUGGUGGGAUGUGAUAACCAAGAUUGUCCAAUAGAGUGGUUCCACUAUGGGUGUGUUGGCUUGACAGAAGCGCCGAAAGGGAAGUGGUACUGCCCACAGUGCACCGCUGCCAUGAAGAGAAGAGGCAGUCGGCACAAAUAGAGUGCUUCCCGGAGGAAGGAAAAACUGCAGCUUGGCAUUUUAUUCAGGACUCUAGAAAGAAAGACACGAGAAAGAAGAAACAACUCAUUUCCAGGCAACCACUUAAAGGAUUUACAUAGACAAUCCUAUAAGAUCUUGAACUUGAAUUUUAUGAGUUGUAUUUUAAUAAUGUAAGUAAAUUAUUUAUGCACUCCUGGUGUGCUAUGAAUAUUAUUCCAGUUAGCCUUGGAUUAUUUCUGUGGCCAACAUAUGCAGACAUUUGUACUCCUCAACCAUUUUCUCAAAGUAAUGGGCAUUCUAUAAUUUAGACUUCAAAGAAUUCCAACGAUGAAGAUUUUAAGAAAGUAUUUUAUAUUCAACAGGUAUAUUCUGCUGCAUGUACUGUACUCCAGAGCUGUUAUGUUACACUGUAUAUAAAUGGUUGCAAAAAAAAAAAAAACAAAAAAACAAAAAAACAAAAAAAAA